AUGUCCGCACCACCAGAAAUUACCUUGAAGGAUCUAAGUGGAGACUGGGUUAUGAACAAAACUCUCUCUGACGACACUGACGCAGUCCUCGCCCUCCAAGGAGUAGGCUGGUGGAGCCGCAAAGCAAUCUCCCUCGCAACCGUAACUCUCCACGUCAAAGAAUACAUAGACGAAAACAAUAUCCCGCACAUCGACAUUGACCAGACUGCCACGGGCGGUAUUAAAGGCACAUCUGAAUAUCGAACACUCGAUUGGGUUCCUCGAGCUCAUGAAGAUCAUCUAUUCGGCAAUGUUUCCGCAAAAUCUAGAUUUUGUAAUUUGGAACAAGUAGAUGAUGAUGCUUUUUUGAAAGAGGAUUGGUUAGAGGGUGAAGAGGAAAAUAGUGGUCCCGAUGGGGAAAGACAUGUUCAGACUUAUGGUGUUAAUGAGGAGAGGGGUUGGAACGCAAUGCAGAUUUGGGGGUUUGCGAUUAUUGACGGGAAGAGAUAUUAUACCAGGAGGGUGGUGGUUAAGAAGGGAAGUGAGGUGUUGAAGGUUAGAUUGGUCUACAAUUGGCAGGGAAAACAAUAG
Sclerotinia sclerotiorum 1980 UF-70 is the source of this 570-nucleotide messenger RNA. RefSeq lists its product as hypothetical. The transcript is spliced from 2 exons. The record is from RefSeq and is a predicted model, not a curated record. The coding region runs from base 1 to 570 and encodes 189 amino acids. Lineage: Eukaryota; Fungi; Ascomycota; Leotiomycetes; Helotiales; Sclerotiniaceae.